This is a messenger RNA of Microstroma glucosiphilum, 1330 nucleotides long. Its product is annotated as putative RVS161-protein. Gene Ontology annotation, biological process: plasma membrane tubulation; actin filament organization; endocytosis. Bases 63 to 854 code for a protein of 263 amino acids. Gene Ontology annotation, cellular component: medial cortex; actin cortical patch; mating projection tip. The transcript has 3 exons. Lineage: Eukaryota; Fungi; Basidiomycota; Exobasidiomycetes; Microstromatales; Microstromataceae. Gene Ontology annotation, molecular function: protein binding; lipid binding. The record is from RefSeq and is a predicted model, not a curated record.
ACAUACCCUCUCCCUCCCCUCCCCUCGCCUCCGACCUCCUCUCCUCAUACCCACUUCCCAACAUGUCGUGGCGCGGCUUCCAAAAGGUAGUGAACCGAGCGGGUACGGGAAUUAUGAUGAAGACGGGUCAGGUGGAGCGGACAGUGGACAGUGAAUUCUCAGAUGAGGAGAGCAAGUACAGGGCACUGGAAAAGGAGUGUGGAGUUUUGCAAAAGGAGGCAAAGGCUUACUUGGACGCAAUGAGGAGUCUGGCAUCAUCACAAGCUCGCAUGGCAGAAGCCAUCGACGGCAUGUUUGGCAACGACUCAUCAGACGGAGCCAUGGCCGUAGGCGCCUACAGGAGAGCUGUGGAGGAGCUCGAUGCAAAGACUGCAAGGGAACUCGAUGCGCCGUACAGGGCGACUGUGCUGGAGCCCAUCGGUAAGCUGGUUAGCUAUUUCCCAGAGAUUAACAAGAACAUCGACAAGAGGAACAAGAAGCUCCUGGACUACGACGCAGCGCGUUCGAAGCACCGCAAACUCAUCGACAAGCCCUCGGACGACCCAAUGAAGCUUCCCAGGGCAGAAAAGGAGCUCGAGGACUCCAAGCUCCUCUUCGAAUCCCUCAAUGGCCAGCUUCUUGAAGAACUCCCUAUGCUCGUCGAUUUGCGCAUCCCGUACCUCGACCCGAGCUUCGAGGCGAUGAUUCGCAUGCAGGCUAGAUUCGCCGAAGAGGGGUACGAGAAGAUGGGAGGAGUGCAGAGGUUCUUUGCUGAGGGGGUGAGGGAGGAAUAUGCGGAUGGACAGCUGGAUGCGCAGGUCGAGGGGGUGUUGCAGGAGAUGAAGGAGAUGAGCAUUUGUGGACUGGCAGUUUGAGCAGCAUACCAGCUGCUGUAGUGGUAUGGGAGAGGAGAUAGUUUGGCGGAGCCCCGACGACGCUAUGAGAAGUCGCAGACGCGAAGACGAAGGCGGUCAAAGCUGCCUCGGGACACUGUAUCUUGCCUGCCACCCCAUUUCUCCUUUAUCCCACCUCACACGCUGCCAUCGAUUCCUCUAAUGCAACCUCAAAAAGCUACGACUUUGACGAGUGCAGGAUGGUAGGACACUUAGAGCGAAUGUGAUUAGCGAAUGCUGAAUGAUCUAACGUACGUACACCAGGAUGGUUGGGGUUCGAGAGUAAAGACAAGGGUAAUCCAAGGGGGGUGGAAUCGCAGGAGAGCGCCAAGGAGGAGGGAAGGUGGAGGUAACAGUAGAAAGAGGAUGUCAAGGCAGCCAGAGAAAGGCCGCUCGCCUGACUAUUACCAAGGAAAGCCUUUCUGCUGAGCCAAGCUUCGCCUCUUCCUCCUCCUCCU